Fukomys damarensis (Damara mole-rat) is the source of this 867-nucleotide messenger RNA. Its product is annotated as olfactory receptor 2L3. The transcript has a single exon. Lineage: Eukaryota; Metazoa; Chordata; Mammalia; Rodentia; Bathyergidae. The coding region runs from base 1 to 867 and encodes 288 amino acids. The record is from RefSeq and is a predicted model, not a curated record. Gene Ontology annotation, biological process: G protein-coupled receptor signaling pathway. Gene Ontology annotation, molecular function: G protein-coupled receptor activity; olfactory receptor activity. Gene Ontology annotation, cellular component: membrane.
AUGGAAAAUCACAAUGAGACCUUCACCGACUUCAUCCUCCUGGGCCUGUUCCCCCCAUCCAGCCUGGGCCUUUUCCUCUUCACUCUCACUGUCCCUACCUUCCUGAUGGCCCUGACUGGCAACCUGUCCAUGGUCCUGCUCAUCCUCCUGGACGCCCAGCUCCACACACCCAUGUACUUCCUGCUCAGUCAGCUCUCCCUCAUGGACCUCAUUUACAUCUGCACCACUGUGCCCAAGAUGGCUUCCGGUUUCCUGUUUGGGAACAAGUCCAUCUCCUUCAUUGGGUGUGGGGUUCAGUGCUUCUUCUUUCUGACUUUAGGAGCUUCAGAAGCACUGCUCCUCAUGUCUAUGUCCUAUGACCGUUACGUGGCUAUUUGCUUCCCUCUGCACUACCCCAUCCACAUGAACAGAAGAGUGUGUGUGCUGAAUGCACCACUGCCCAAGAUGGCUUCCGGUUUCCUGUUUGGGAACAAGUCCAUCUCCUUCAUUGGGUGUGGGGUUCAGUGCUUCUUCUUUCUGACUUUAGGAGCUUCAGAAGCACUGCUCCUCAUGUCUAUGUCCUAUGACCCCGUUACCUAUGGGAAGGUUCUCCUGGCUGUCUAUCACAUGCACUCACGGGAAGGCAGGAAGAAGGCCUAUUCCACCUGCAGUGCACACCUCACCGUGGUGACCUUCUACUAUGCACCUUUUGCUUACACUUACCUACGUCCCCAGUCCCUUCAUUCUCCAGUGGAAGACAAGGUUCUGGCCGUCUUCUACACCAUCCUCACCCCAGCACUCAACCCCCUGAUCUACAGCCUGAGGAACAAGGAGGUGCUGGGGGCCCUGCGGAGAGUGACUCAAAGCAUCUGCUCUGUGAAAAUGUAG